Dendrobium catenatum is the source of this 1970-nucleotide messenger RNA. RefSeq lists its product as uncharacterized. The record is from RefSeq and is a predicted model, not a curated record. Lineage: Eukaryota; Viridiplantae; Streptophyta; Magnoliopsida; Asparagales; Orchidaceae. The transcript is spliced from 5 exons. Bases 358 to 1554 code for a protein of 398 amino acids.
GCCUCCCUCCACUAUAUGUCAAAAUCCUUGCCCUCGCCGCAUGAAUGGUGAGCCCACCCAUUCUCGUUCUGCUGCGACGCAUAACAAUGUAGCAAGCUGUAAUGCAGCGCGCGUUCUUCACAGUCGGGGUCCGAACUCCACGAAGUACAACUCUUACAUUCGGAAAUCCCGCAGACCAUUUUACCGAAAGCCGCGCGCUCAAAUUCGAAUUUGUUCAGCAAAGGCCAAAAAAGAAAAAAAAAAAGUCCCUUUUCACUCUUCUAAACUCCCAAUUCUACAGCUGAAGUGAUGCUCAAACCCUAGUAGGAUUUCCCAAAAUUUCCGAUUCUGAUCCCAACAUCAACAGUCCACCAAAAAAUGGCCGCUUGCAAGGCUCCCUCUCGCUACGCCGCUGUGGAACCCUGCUCCUCUUCCUCAUCUCGCGGUCCCUCCCCGGCCUCUGGCCUCAAAAGCACUUCGAAGAAACUCCCUUCCUUGAAGAAUCUGUCUUCCAAUUCCGGCAGCCGCCGCAAUCCCUCCAAUCCCACCGUUGCCACUGUCACAGCUGAUAAUUCCUCCCGCAUGAUCGUGAAGAACCAACCACCGACAUUCGGCACCAUCGUCAAGAAGUUCAUGGAGAAGCGCUCCAUUUUGAAGACUGGAUCGGCGAGGAGGAUGGAACUCGCCAUACCGGCUGAUGCUAUUGCGGAGGAUUUGAAGAAGGCAGCGGGUAAGGGAUCCGGCGGUGGCUUUUCGAGCCUCCAUCUUAAGCUGUUCAACAGGUCAGGAUCGGGGGAUCGAAUGCCGAAGAAGGCAUUGACGGAGGUGAGUAACAAUACUCGUACGCUGGGGAUGGUGCUCCGCAGCGAGAGGGAGCUUAUGAGCCAGAACAAGGAGUAUGAGGAGGUAAUUGCAGAGCUGCGGCUCAUUGUUGAAGAGAAGAAUCUAGAGGUGGAUAAACUAAAGGAUCUAUGCCUGAAGCAAAGGGAGGAGAUAAAGGCGUUGAAGGAUGCGAUACUUUUCCCAGAUCUUAUAAAUCCUCAGCUUCAUGAGCUGUUUGAGAGGCAAGGAUCCGAGUUAAAGGAGGCUAGAAAAAUCAUACCCUGUCUCCAGAAGCAGGUUUCGUCUCUCACGGGGAAGAUCCAAUGCCUUGCAGUGGAUCUUGCAGAGGUGAAGGCUGAUAAGUAUGCUGGAAAGAAUUGCUUUGAUGGGCAUGUCUGUUCUCCAACAACUCCUAAAUAUGACAAGGAAUUUCCUGAUGCCUUGGAAUAUAAUUCUGGUGAUCCUCUUAGAAUAGAUGACAUAAAUCCCUGUCUGACUCCAUGCUUUUCCAAAGUAAAAUCCAAGGACCAUAGAGGAGCGGGCUACAGUUCUCCAAGCAGAAAUAGAAACUUUGAAGAUAGUAGUGAUUUGAGCCCCACCGUGCUCACAGAUUCUUAUGGUGGGAAGCUGUCAAGGAGCUCGGAACACCACCAAAAGCAAAGCAUAGGCAUUAUACCAGCAAGAAAAAUAUGCAAAUCAGAGGAAAGCAAAUGGCGCUUUGGAAAGCAAAGAAGGCCUCAAAAUCUGUUCUAAAACCUGUGAGUAAUGUUGGCUUUCUUGUUCUAUGAAUUUCCUUUUUUGUCUUCUACUGUUUCUCCUCGUGGGGGAGAUGCGCGCAUGUUAUGAAACAGAUAUACGCUACAGGUUAUGUUCUUAUAAUUUUUUUUUGUAUGGUUGAUUUCUGUGCAUUACUUUUUAUAAUUGUUUUUGGUUUUAGUAAUACUACAGUAUUUUUGGCAAAUAUAGAAGACAAAAUUGUGUUAAUUUCACGUACUAAAUAAUUCAUCCAAUAUAAAUAUUCUAAUCAUGAAACAGCUUUCGUGUGAGUAAUUUUGAUGCUCAAAUGAUUUAUUGGGUUUGGAUGAGCUUUUUCAAUGGAGCUUUAUAAAUACCUUCCUGAGAAAGUAAAUCAUAUAGAGAGGUUUGUGAAAUAAGCUAAGCCGUAUUCC